AUUAAUUUUUAUUACCACAUUACCUGUGUAAAGCUGCUUUGAGACAAUGUUUAUUGUUAAGAGCGCUAUACAAGUAAAAAUUAAUUAAAUUCAAUAGGAAAUCAAUAAAAUGGAAAACUAAAAAGUGUUUAUUCUGUCUGUGCAGCACCAAAUAUUUGGAGACCCCUGCUUUACAUUUGCAGUAUAUUCAUUAAUGAUUUUACAUUUUUCUUUAGUAUUAGUGAAAAUUUUGCAUUCUGUGGUGUAGUCAUGUGGGUUUGUUACAGUAUUUGCAUCAGACCUGAUUUCCAUAGCUUCUUAAGAAAAUGUAGGUAGCAUGGAGUCAAACAGUAUUUGUGUGUGAAUUUCCUUAAUGACCCAGACACACCCAUGUUUGCUUCUCCAUACAGUGAAAUGUGUAAUAAUAUUUAUUUGGCAUCUUCAUGCGCCUUUCAAUUUUAUGUGCAGGAAACAAAAAGGAGACAGCUAGCAGAAGCAGCAGAGAAGCGACAGAAAGAGAGCACACACCGAGGCAUCAAGAACCCAGAAGCGGUGGAAAGGAAAAAGAAGAAACAAGAAGAGAUAGAAAAACAGGCUAUGAGCACGUCAACAUCCGGAGGCGGUGGACUUCGGUGGCAAGUUGGCUAACACAAGAUGAAGAAACAACUGGUGUCAAAAAGUGUUUUUUUUUCUUCUUCUGUGUGAAAUCUAAGCUGUUGGGUCAGUCUUUGUAGCGCAUAGACAUUUCACCAAGCUUCCAGCUAAGGACAUCUAAAGGAUGUAGCUCUUUGGAGAUCACGCCUACAUUAUCAUGCUGAGACCCCAUGUGCCAACAAACAGGACACUGACGUAACCAAAGCAGCAAUGUCUCUUUUUAAUACACAUGUUUAUGAAUCACUACUGAGAGAUGGCAAGUUCACAGAAUGCUAAUUGAGAAGGUUCUUGACUUUUAAAUGGUACAAAUUCUUUAGAUGAAAGUAACACUAAUGCACAUUUCUAUUACAUUUUAUAAUGGAUUGAUGUAAGGCAUUUAGCACUCAUAUUUUAGGGUUAAGCUGCACUCUGCUGUGUUAUGCUUAAAGGACUAUAGUGCAAUAUGUUAUCUGUUCUGUCAGGUUCUGUAUUUGAUCGUGAAGAAUGUCAAAGCGAAGAAUGAAUAACAAUUGUUUGAAUUGCCCUAUUUGUUAUUUAUCAUUAGAAACCUAUCAACUGUUAUUAUACUGGUGGUAAAUGAAGGUUGCUGUUUCUGUAUUAUGUUGAUUUGUUUGGAUGUAGGGCAGAAUAAUUUGACUCAACGGUUAUAAAAGUGUCAUUUUCUCAUGUGUGCAAUAAUGCAGCGUCAUAGUUUAGUGCACUCAGCUAUAGUGCUCCUCUCUUGUGUAACAGCCUUACUGUCACUGAAAUGGCCACUGAACACCAGGUACAGCUGUAGUUUUUAUAUUAACAAGAAGUUUUUUAAGAAAUGUAAAAAAAAAACCCACUUUACUGCCAAAGCUCAGUGUGCUUGUUUUUUUUUUCCUGAAGCCUAAAUUCUGAAGAGUAAAACGCCACUGCAUUAUUUUAAUGGGCUUAAAUAAAUACCUUAUCAUAA
Molecule: messenger RNA, 1570 nt
Organism: Silurus meridionalis
Lineage: Eukaryota; Metazoa; Chordata; Actinopteri; Siluriformes; Siluridae
Product: small VCP interacting protein
Exons: 3
Coding region: 370-627 (85 amino acids)
Biological process (GO): negative regulation of VCP-NPL4-UFD1 AAA ATPase complex assembly; positive regulation of autophagy; negative regulation of retrograde protein transport, ER to cytosol
Cellular component (GO): endoplasmic reticulum membrane
Source: RefSeq, a predicted model, not a curated record